AUGGCUACAGGCCGCAGCUCGUUCCGGAGGAGCCUUGUGUUGAUUCUUAUUCUGUCUCUGAUUCUGCUGGUAUCUCACAAGAGUGUCAGCAGCUACUCGACCCGGCCAGGACCUGCACCAUCGAUCGAUGACCAGAGACGGUUCUGGCAUGUCUUCCACGCGAUAAUAAAGGCUACUGCACCAGGCUGCAAAGGACCCAUGAAGCUCGAGGAACGCCCGGAACCGCUUGAAUUCCAUCCGGAUGUCAUUGGAAAUAUCACUUUGCCGCAGAAUCUCAUGCUAGAGGAAGAGGAUAAGAGAAAACUGAAGCUUGCUCAUGCUCGGUUCCUCAGGUUACUCGCUCCGCCGGACGGGCCAGUACUACCCUUUCAACAAAGGACUCGAGGCAUUGUCUCAACCGCCAGUAAAUCGAUGCUUCCGACACUAGUUACAUCCAUAUAUAUGCUACGGGUUACCGGAUUAAAACUUCCUGUUGAGAUAUUUAUUGCAGACAGGCGUGAGUAUGAUGCUUUCACUUGCGGUCUGUUGUUCCGGUCCCUGAAUGCCCGCUGCAUAAUUCUGGAUGAUAUACUUUCCUUCUCACCCUUGAAAGAAGGGCUGAGAAAGUAUCAAUUCAAAAUAUUUUCUCUUCUCUUUUCUUCAUUUGAAGAAGUUCUCUUUCUUGAUGCGGAUGCGUUUCCGAUACGUGAUCCUAGCCGUCUAUUUACCUCGAAGCCGUUCACCUCAACUGGAAUGGUGACUUGGCCGGACUUUUGGCAAAUUACGUAUCAUCCUUGGUUUUUUGAGAUAACUUCUCAACGGCCACCUACAAGCUUCCCGAUCCCGUCCACCGAAUCCGGCCAGUUGCUGCUCUCCAAACGGUCUCAUUCCAAGCUACUCCUGCUCUCGGCGUACUACAACUUCUACGGCCCGUCAUACUACUACCCUUUGCUUUCCCAGGGCCAUCCAGGGGAAGGUGAUAAAGAAACAUUCAUCGCACCCUCGAUGAUCCUAGACCUUCCAUUUUAUGCUGUUUCUACUCGCCCAGAGGUGUUUGGAUACACAAAUAAGGGUGGGCACUGGGAGGGAGGUGUUAUAAUCCAGGCCGAUCCAACGUGGGAAGCCGUAUCAAGACCAGAUCGAAAUUAUGGAUGGAAAGGGAAACCUGCCGCGCCUUCUAACGCAUUCCUAACCUUCCAUGCGAAUUUACCUAAACUAGAUCCGGUCCGGGUUUUUGGAGAAGGCGGGCUUGCAUGGACUGCUGAUGGGCAGCCUCGACGCAUGUGGGGGGCAGCUAAGGACUCGGUUCACCGCGUUGGUUCUGAUAUUGAAAAACGGCUAUGGAAAGCUUUGGAGGAGACUUCAUGUCAGCUGGAAAUGAACUUCACCCCUUGGGAUGAGCAGCCAAAGCUCUGUCAAAAAAUCCGGAAGUUUAUUCACGACAUGGCCUAA
Arthroderma uncinatum is the source of this 1431-nucleotide messenger RNA. RefSeq lists its product as uncharacterized. Gene Ontology annotation, biological process: mannan biosynthetic process. The record is from RefSeq and is a predicted model, not a curated record. Bases 1 to 1431 code for a protein of 476 amino acids. The transcript has a single exon. Gene Ontology annotation, molecular function: alpha-1,2-mannosyltransferase activity. NCBI's taxonomy places the organism in Eukaryota, Fungi, Ascomycota, Eurotiomycetes, Onygenales, Arthrodermataceae. Gene Ontology annotation, cellular component: Golgi apparatus.